Molecule: messenger RNA, 1644 nt
Organism: Corylus avellana
Lineage: Eukaryota; Viridiplantae; Streptophyta; Magnoliopsida; Fagales; Betulaceae
Product: phosphoribosylformylglycinamidine synthase
Source: RefSeq, a predicted model, not a curated record
UCAAGUUCUUCUGACCAUAACGAAAUUGCGGAGAGCCGUAGAAAGUAGCCUCAACAAUCAUCGGCGAGACAACAAGUUGCAGCAAACAACUCUUCCCUCAGCUCACACUCUCUGUGUCUAUAUAUGAACUCUGCAAACGCGCUAACCCAUAUCCACUCUCUCUCGCGCUUCCCGCUCCCACACCACCACCGCACCCAAUGCGUCGCCCCGCUCUCCACCUCCUCCUCCCUGCGCCCACGACGACGUCGUACUCACCGGCGGAAGAAUACCAAGCUCACCUCCACCACCACCACCACCACCACCCCCUCCCCUGACGGCAAGCUCCAAACCGUCAUCGACCUCAACGACCUCUCCGCCCAAACGUCGUCGUUACUACAUACCCUUCAGUACUCCUCGCAAUCCCAAAUCCACAAAAUUGUUUACUCUGCCAAAGACGCUUACGAAGACCUCCAAACCCUGAUCACCCUCGACGAUGACCGUCGAGUUAUCGUCUCGUGUCGCCGCUCCACGGUAUACUUCGUGGGUGGUCUGGUCGUUUGGAGCUUCGUUUUGGUCUUCGUUUUUAGGGUUUUGGGUAGAUUGGGGCUAGCGGUUCGUCGGGGCCUGUCGGGGUCUCGAAACGAGCCGGUUGUGGUGCGGAGGGACCGGAGUCUUGGGGGAAGAGAGGUUGUUGUUGGGAGGAGUGCCAAUGUGGAGAGGAAUAUUAGGGCUUCGAGCAAUCCGCUAUCGCCGGCUUCGGGCACAAAUGCAGGAGUGUCGGGGAGGAUUUGGAAGAGCCGGGUUCGGAGCCACGAGAAGAAGUUGCCGAAAUGGUGGCCGGUUUCGGUGUCGCAACCGGGUUUGGUGUUGAAUAAGGAGGAGUAUCAGAGGGAAGCCAACAGGUUGAUUCGAGUGAUCAUGGACAAUAGAACGAAUGGAAAGGACAUAAUGGAUGAUGAGAUUAUUCAGUUACGUCAAUUAUGCAGGACAUCUGGAGUAGGGGUCUCUAUUGACACAAAAAAUACUCGUGACUACUUCUAUCGUGCUUCCGUUGACUUGGUAUUAAAUGUUUGCAGCUGGUAUGUUGUUAGGGCACCAAGUCAUAUCACCUCUGUUGAGAUUGAUGGUGAAGUUGCUCCACAAUUUGUUGCUGGGCUUGCUGAAAACAUUGGGCUGGAAAAAAUUCAUGCUGCCAGAAUUGUGUCGGCAGCUGUUGCUGCACGUACACGUUCAUGCUUUUUACAGGCAUGGGCUUUGGAAAUGCAAGGAAAACAUGUGGAAGCAAAAUUGGAAUUGUCAAAGAUAUGCCUUAUUCAUCGGACAUUUCCUCCUGAGGAGUUCUCCCCUGAGAUGGAGAUGGUUGCUCGAGGCCUUGAGAAACACUUGAAAGUAGAACAGAGGGAAUUGCUGUUGAGUAUGUUUGCUGGUGUUUGCAGUGAAGAGAGUCAUAGAAGUGCAACAGAAGCUCUGGGUUUGAUGCCCUCUCCAGAAGGUGUUGGCGAUUUACAGUAAAACGACUAGAAGUGAAAAGAACGUUGUAGCAACAAGUUGAACUAUAAAUUCUUUUCAAUUAGUCUUACAUGGUUAUAUUGUAUAUCUGGACAGUUUAUAUCGCAUAAUUUUCUCCAAAAUAAGUAAAUAAACAUUGUCCUCGUAUUUACUCCA